AUGGAUAGCGUGGAGUACCUGGAUCCAGACUUUGACCCCCACAAGGUGACUGUGCCGCGUCUGAGGUCGAUUCUCAUUGACCGACAAAUUGACUACCCGUCCAGCGCAAAGAAAUCUGAGCUGAUUCAGCUAUAUGAAGAGUAUAUUCGCCCUAACGCGGCCAAAUGGCUCGAAGAGUACAAGAAAAGUAUUGAAACUAGCGUGGAGAUAGAAGAGGCCAACUCGUCGCCCAAGAAGAGCGCGAAAAGCUCCAGAAACUCAACUCCCGACAAAAGAUCGCGCAGAAGCCUGAGUCCUGCCCCAGACCAGACUGUCCCGCAAAAACGAGGCUCUGAGGCGGCCACUCCUAGAAGGAAGAAACUGCACAGAAGGAACAGGAAUGCGGAAGAGAGUGCCGUCUCCGACGAUGCUGAAUCGCCUACUGUCAGUAGAAUGGAGGAAGGAAAACCCAAUAAAUCCAUUAAGUCGCCACUGUCUUUGGAGAAGUUUGAGUCUGAAAGUCCGGUUGAGGAGGGCGACAUUUCCGACAUUCUUGCUAGGCUUGUGAGUCCCAAAAAGGAGGAACCAAAACAGGAGGUAAUCGAAACGCAGAUGGAGAAUACAUUCGAGGUGGUCGAGAACGUUCAGGUUCCUUCUUUUCUUGACGAAAUGCUGGCGGGACCUGAUAGGAUUCUUGAUAAUGACAGUGGAGACGAUGAGCGCACGAUAGCAAGCGCCGCAAAAACGAUGGAGAAGGAACUACUUUCAGAUCAUGACAGCUCGGACACGGAAGUAGAGGAAGUAGAGGUCAAAGUGCGUGAGAGCGAGGUGUGCGAGGUUGUGGAAAUUGAUGGCGAACAGCAAACAGAGACCGUGGAGACAGAGACGACAAAGGAGACUGUCACUGUGAUUGAGUCUCCUGCUGAGGUGGAGUCAAAGCCAGCUCAGAAACGGCAUUACAAAUAUGCGCUUCUGCUGCUACCAAUUUUAUCGUCGCUAUUUUUGUACCGCUCGAUGGCCCUUGACGUUGGAUUCUGUGGUCGGGAAGGCGAGAUAAGGAGUGUGCGGUCGUACCUGCCCACAGAGAAUCCAUUGUGGAUGCAGUUCGCAAACAAAGCUGACGCGCUUUUGGAGCAGAUCAAGCCGCAAUGCGUUCCGUGUCCCGAGCACGCUAUUUGCAAGUACGACUCGAAACUUGAAUGCAAGAGCGGCUACACUGUUUCCAGACCGUGGCAGUCGCUCUUGGGCUUAAUUCCUCGAAUGGAGCAAUGCAUUUAUGACGAUAAACGUCUCGAGAAGAUCAAACUAAUGACCGAGUUUACGCUGGAUAUUCUGCGUCGCAAGAACGGUAAGGAGAUGACUCUGGAGGAGCUGCACAACUUUCUCAAGGCCACCAAGUCGGCCGGCAUGGCUGACGAGGACUUUGAGGAGUACUGGCUUCGGUUUGUGACGGAGGAGAUCUCAAAGGAGCCGGAGAUCAAGGUGGACUUUACCACGAGCUCGAUCUCGAUCGAGAACAAGAUCCCCACGCAGUUCCUCACACGGACGCCAGGGGCCAGGCGGGCCAAGAAGUCGAAGCUUUUCCAGCGGUAUCCGCUUCCGACGUCGACCUUUGGCGGCUUUUCUGCGUAUGGUAAUUAA
This is a messenger RNA of Ogataea angusta, 1620 nucleotides long. RefSeq lists its product as uncharacterized. The coding region runs from base 1 to 1620 and encodes 539 amino acids. Gene Ontology annotation, cellular component: nuclear inner membrane. Gene Ontology annotation, molecular function: chromatin binding. Lineage: Eukaryota; Fungi; Ascomycota; Pichiomycetes; Pichiales; Pichiaceae. The record is from RefSeq and is a predicted model, not a curated record. The transcript has a single exon.